ACUCGCUCUCGAUCUUGGUCGUUUGAAGGUGUUUACCAUGAAUGUUAGUAUAUAGGCGCACAAAAAUAUCAGUGCCGGCUGAUUUGACCACCGAGAUCCGAGUGUUCGCUGAGUUGACCGCAGUCCGCGAACGGGGCAAAAACAGUCAACAAAUGCACACGUUUUAAAUAGCAAACAACUGUCAACGCCAAUUGACACGGUUAUACUAUACUUUUAUAAUAGUGUCCCUCUUUACUCGCCAGACGACCAACUGUGAACGGCAAUUAUCAACAGUGACGGCUGAGAAGUUGUAAUUAUUGCAGCUGACCAUGCUUCUUCACGGGUCCAUGUUUGUAUUGGGAUUAGCACUGUUGGUUCAACUGGCAGGCUGCCAGCAGUGUGUCUCAACGGACACUGCGGCUCCACCAGAGGUCUGUCAGUACAAUGGUACUUUGUAUGCAGCCUGCACGAUGAAACCCAGCACUUCACUACCUGAAGGUCUUCCCAACGUGUACGGUCAGGUGCUGUUAAAGCAAGAUUAUCCUCAUGGAAAGCUCAAUGUCCUUCUUCAGUUCAAUGGCUUCCCCACAGAGGCUGAUCCAGAGCUGAGAGCGGUGCACAUCCAUCAGUACGGAGACCUGAGCCAGGGGUGUGACUCCACUGGCAGCCACUACAAUCCACAUGGUGUAAAUCACCCCAAGCACCCUGGAGACUUUGGCAACUUUGAGCCCCAGCAAGGAAAAAUACUUACAGUGAUAGAAUCUGAGGCAACGCUGUUUACAGAGCUGUCUGUGAUUGGAAGAGCCGUGGUGGUCCAUGAAAAGAUGGACGAUUUGGGGCGUGGCGGAGACGGGGGAAGCCUGCUGCAUGGAAACGCAGGCCGGAGGCUUGGCUGCUGCAUUAUUGGGAUUUCCUCCCCCGAACCCUGGAAUAUGCACUAUAAGCUGUAUACUAUAGGCAGCUGAGGAGAAAUUUGUUUUACAGAAAAAGAAAAUACUGUAGGUAAAAUUAAAAAUUUGGCCUGUAUUCAUAUUCAUUCAUUGUCUGGUGGCAAUAAAAAAAGUAUCUCAACUUC
Messenger RNA from Cyclopterus lumpus (lumpfish), 1054 nucleotides. RefSeq names its product extracellular superoxide dismutase [Cu-Zn]-like. The coding region runs from base 309 to 944 and encodes 211 amino acids. Gene Ontology annotation, biological process: removal of superoxide radicals. NCBI's taxonomy places the organism in Eukaryota, Metazoa, Chordata, Actinopteri, Perciformes, Cyclopteridae. The record is from RefSeq and is a predicted model, not a curated record. Gene Ontology annotation, molecular function: superoxide dismutase activity; copper ion binding. The transcript is spliced from 2 exons.